Messenger RNA from Prunus armeniaca (apricot), 375 nucleotides. Lineage: Eukaryota; Viridiplantae; Streptophyta; Magnoliopsida; Rosales; Rosaceae. The record is from the annotation of a GenBank genome assembly.
AUGUCAAUGCCAUUAGAUCAGCAACCUCCACCAGACUUUGUGCUGCAGCAAAAUGCAAACCCUCACUCACCCCAUGGCUCCAUUGGUGCAGUGGUUGCUGUUCUUGUUGUGGUCAUAAUCUUGGGUGUGGUUGCUGUUGUAAUUGGGAGGCUCUGCUCUGGGAGGAGCAUAAUGGGAUAUGGCCAUUAUGAUUUGGAGAGCUGGGCAGAGACAAAAUGCUCAUCUUGCAUUGAUGGAAGAAUCAACCCACCACUUUCCAGGCCUAAUGUGUCUUGCUCCUCUGUUUCAACUUCAACUCCAGCCCAAACCCAUCAAGGAUCUGAGCUUCAGCAAGAAGAGCAAUCUCCUCAAACCCCACAACCUGCAAAUCUUUGA